UUCAUGGUCGCUACGGAGAGAGGGAUGGGUCCGUUGACUUACAAAAAAAAGACACUUGUGUGCACUUUCCCCCGGUGUUUGGACAACUAACCACCAUGGCAGUUUGUUGGAAAUACUUUUCGGUUGUUUCGAAUACGACUCUGCUACAUUUUCCCGGUCGUGUUUUCUCAUUUAUCUUGGCAUGUCGGAUAAAGAUUAGUUAGCAUGCUACUGAGCUAGCAUCGCCGCCUCAGCGUCACACAGCCACACCACACCUGCCUGUGACAGGUUCCCGGCAGAAAUGGGCAAACUACAGAGCAAGUUUCGAAAGAGGUCUGAGCUCUACAGGGCAUCUCAGGGGGAGAAGUCAGAUAGUAUGUUUGACAGUCAGGUGGUGAAUUAUGAACCUGCCCAUCAAGGCUCUGUCAACACUGUCACCAAUCUCAGCCCGGAUCUUUGUGUUUCCGGUGGGAGUGACCAGGCUGUGGUUUUGUACGACUGGAAACAAGGCCGGCUGUGUCAGUCCUUCCAAGGUCACAACCGAGAGGUUACCAAGGUGUUGUGUUAUCCAGGUAGUACGUGGAUCUUCAGUGCCUCACGGGACAAAACCGUACUGAUGUGGGACCUAAACCAGGGGGACGAUCCUAUUCAAGAAUUUUGUGGCCAUGAGUUAGUGGUCAAUGGAAUAGCUGUCAGCCCAGAAGGGAGGAAGCUGUGUACGGGCUCUCGUGACAACUGGAUGUGCCUGUGGGAUAUAGAGUCUGCGAAAUGUGAACAGAGACACAACAUUUCUCGAAACCUGGUAACUCAUGUUUGUUGGGUGCCAGGUAGCUCCUCUGUUGUCCAAACCUCUGAAGAUAAGACCAUAAGGGUUUGGGACAGUCGUGCGUGGCAGGUGACCAACACUUUUCCAGCCAAGCAAUACAUCCAGACCCACUGUGACGUUUCUCCAAAUGGAAACUACCUGGUGUCCAGCAGCAACGGCUUCGGAGGCCAAGGCUGUGAAGCCACGCUGUGGGACCUGCGUCAGCCCGGCUGUAAAGUUGUGGAGUACAGAGGUCACAUCCAGACCACCGCCUGCUGUGUGUUCCUGCCUACGCCCCCUGGUGGCACAGCUCAGGUCGCAACAUCCUCCCAUGACGGAUCCAUCAAAAUCUGGGAUCAGAACUCGGCAGUCUGUUUAGGGACGUUAGCUCUGGAUGGUGCUGGACCUCUGGUUGCUCUCGCUCCCACUGACUCCACCGGUCUGCUCUGUGCCAGCUUCAGCGCCGGCCUCCACCACAUCCAGGUAGGCCCGGGAUCAAACCAGGCUCAGGGUUCUGGAGCAGGUUCGGGCGGAGCUGGUGGCCUGGACAUAAAAGUUUUGGCUCGUUUCUGACCCCCAGAGAAGAGCCUGGAGCAACUUGUUCCCUUCAAUUUGAACAUCCAGGGACUCAACAAGCAGCAGGGCUUGAUACUCCACAGAUAAGAUGUCUAUUACUUUUUAUUUUUGCUACAAUUGUUCAAUAAUCAUGUAUGCUACUAGACCGCCAUACAGUGAAGAAUGACUGCAGAGAUCAGGAGGAUAAUGGUGUGCCUGGACAGAGCAGGUUUGUUGUCGUCACUGAACCACGUUGAUGCCCAUCAUAGCUGCUCUCCUCGUGCUGUGGAGCCCUUUUCACACAUGCACUCCAAAAUCAAUUAUUGCAAAUUUCAGCAACUCAUCUUCAGAGUUACUCAUCUACACAUGACCCUCACAUGUGAGAGACUUUCUCUGUCGGAAAGGUCGGAGGCAUGACACGACAUAAAAAGGACGCUGCAGAAACAUCCCAUGUCAUUUUUUUUUUACAAUGUUUCCAAGAUGGCGGAUGGAUGAAGCAACAGAUUCUUGUCAGUUUUUGCCUUUGUAUCGAUGCUAGGUGCAACGAAAUGCGCUGGUGUUGCUGCGACCUCUCACUCGCUGUGAUUUUUACCUGAAUGUAACUUGCUGCUUUCGCACAUCAACUCACCCUGAAGUCUUGCUGAAUUUUCACUUUGGAUCUGGCAAGACCAUAUUUGGAUGAAGUCUUGAAGCUCACCCUGAAAACGUUUUUAGAUAUUUUCAGGAGUUUGCGUGCAAAGGGGCGUCGGUCACAUGAACUACAAACUGAUGAGACUUUAAACAACGACGAUCAUGUUCCUGAUUCUGGAUCAAGACAGAGUUCCCUUGGAUUGUUUUCUUUGUGUUUGGAAACACUCUUAGAGCUAAAAAAAUAAAAUAAGGAGCCAUAUGGUCAGGUGUUACUUAUCAUACUGACAUGAGUAUGAGUAUUAUGAGUAUGUUCUUAGAUGUCCUGGAUAAAAUUGAAUAGGUGCAGUCAGACUGGACUGUUGUUUAAAAGUUGUUUUCAUCACUUAAACAGAAGAUGAGUGAGGAAGAGUAUGCUGCGUUCGAUUGCAAGUCGGAAGUCGAUAAUUCCAUGUUGGUUUUUUCCGACUUCUGAUCUGAGUAAUAAAUGGACCAACAGGUCAUCCUGUUUACCUGUUACAGUGUGCUCAGUCAUAUUAAUGGCUCAGUCUACAUCUUGUUCAAGUUUCCGAUUUUGGAGUUUGGACUUGAACGGCCGUUCCAAGUCGGAGGUCGUUUUUUCCCAUGUUCUGAGUACAAUGGAACGCAGCACUAGAAAAGUAAUGUACACAGUUUAUUUGCAGGUACUGUAGCUUUAACAUGUCACGUGUUAGACCCAAAGCACCAGAGACCAACAUCAAACGAAUGAGUUUACACACUUAGAAUUCAGUGGUUAUGUUUUUUUAAAGAUACAGCUUGUUUUGUUUUUAAACUGACGCUGACGUUAGCUGAAGCCUAGCGCCCGCAAGUCCAAUAUAUUUCAAUUUGAAAAAACACUAUGCAAAAGAUUGAGUAUUUCCCUUUUUAAAUGAAACAUUGUUAC
Molecule: messenger RNA, 2888 nt
Organism: Labrus bergylta (ballan wrasse)
Lineage: Eukaryota; Metazoa; Chordata; Actinopteri; Labriformes; Labridae
Gene: wdr31
Product: WD repeat domain 31
Molecular function (GO): protein binding
Source: RefSeq, a predicted model, not a curated record